UAACACCCUUUUUCAACUUUUCCCUUCUCAAAAUCCUUCCCUUUCCCUUUCCCUUUCCCUUUCAUAGCCCAACCUCUUCUUCCUCCUACACUUAAUUACCCUUCUCAUCCUUUCAUUAUUAUCAUUACUUUUUUAGCCUCAAUUCAUUGAUAACUGCGCUCUUCUUUUCUCUUUCAACUACAUUCUUUUUUUCUUUACUUAUUUCUUUAUCUAUUCUUCUAUUUUACAUUUCUUUGCUUUUUCUAUAAACAUCUUUAACAAAACAUCCUCUGUUCUACCUUCUGUUUCCCCUUACUAUUUCAUCCUUCUUCUUUCUCCAGUCAUCUUAUUCUCCUGUUUCAUUUCGUAAAAAUGUUAUCUUUCCUACAUUUUCUGUCCCCAUAUGGGUUAUUUUAGUUUUUUUCUGGGUAUAAAUCAGUCGAAAAACUAAAAAGAAAUCAUCUUUAUAUCAAAUCCCACUAAAACUUUUCUGGAUUUUCAGUAAAAUCAAUGAAAAACAACAUGAAAUAUACAAGAUUUGUAAUUUUCUGUCUCAUUAUCAUAUUCUUGAAUCUAUGUUUGUGCAAAGGAGAAACAAAAGAAGUUUCUGAUGAAGCAGUAAUGGAGAAAAAAGAGAAAGAAUCUUUAUAUUCUGCAAUUCAAGGAUUUGUGGGUAGUUGGUGGAAUGGCUCAAAUCUGUAUCCUGAUCCUUGUGGAUGGACUCCUAUCCAGGGGGUUUCAUGUGAUUUCAUGAAUGAAUUCUGGUAUGUGACUGACCUCAACAUCGGACCCCUUCAUGAAAACUCCCUUUCAUGUACACAAAACCCUGAAUUUAGGCCACAAUUAUUUGAUCUUAAACAUCUCAAAUCUCUAACUUUUUUCAAUUGUUUUACUUCUCCUCAUAAUUUGAUCACCUUACCUACCAACAAUUGGGAAAAACUAGCAUCAAGCUUAGAAUCCCUAGAAUUUCGAUCGAAUCCUAGCCUAAUUGGCCUAUUCCCAUCAAUUUUUGGCAAUCUCUACAAGCUUCAGUCCUUGGUGUUGUUCCAAAAUGGAAUCAGUGGAACAUUGCCCACAAAUAUUGGCAACUUGGUGCAUCUAAAGAGACUAGUCCUUUCAGAAAACAACUUCUCCGAUCGAGUUCCCGACACUCUUGGAAAUCUCAAGGAACUUUUGAUCCUUGAUUUAAGCAGAAAUUCAUUAUCUGGGUCUUUACCUAUCUCAAUUGGGUACCUAAAUUCUCUCUUAAAACUUGAUUUAAGCAAUAAUGGGAUAAUGGGUAAUAUCCCAUAUGAAAUGGGCAACUUAAAAAACCUAACUUUAUUGGAUUUUAGAGGCAACAAUUUAUCUGGGGGAUUGACAAAAUCUAUUGAAGAAAUGAAUUCAUUACAAGAACUGAUGUUAUCUGGGAAUUCAUUAGGGGGUGACAUUGCUAAUUUCGAUUGGAAAAAGUUGCAAAAUUUGAUGAUUUUAGACCUAUCUAAUCUAGGGUUAUCUGGUGUUUUCCCUAAAUCAAUGUUAAAUCUUAAGAAGCUAAGAUAUGUGGGUCUUAGUAAUAACAAUCUCACAGGGUAUUUACCCUUAGAAAUUGCAAAUAUGCCUUGUGUUAAUGCAAUUUAUGUGAAUGGGAACAAUCUAAAAGGGGAGUUGAAGUUUUCUAAUGAUUUUUAUGUAAGAUUAGGGAGGAGAUUCGCAGCUUGGAAUAACCCGAGUUUAUGUUACACGAGUGAGUUAAUGUCAAACGGGGAUUCCCCUAUCGGCGUGGAGCCUUGCAAACCCGAGGAGAUGUUGGUAAAAACGGGUCUAAAAACUGAGUUGAGUAAUCAAAAUGGAAAUAUGUUACAAGAGUUUAAUAGGCUAAAUGAGGAUGUUAUAUCCUCUUGUGGAUUGUGUAGGUGUGGAAUUGAUGGAGUUUGGUGGGUAAUUGUGGUUGAGUCAUUUAUGAUGGUUGUAUUAUGGAAUGUUUUGUUGUAAUGUGGGAGGAGUAGAAAUGCAGAAAUUAAUGGGAAAAAAGAUGGUUCUAACACCAAAAAGUAACAAGAAAAAAGAGGAAAGUGUAAAAGUAGCUUUGAUCUCUUAUCUCUAUCAUGUCUUUAAUGAUAUGAAAAAGGAGUAUUUAUAGUUAUGAUAUAGUGUCAAACAAGAUGUACAUACUGUUUAUGAGUAGAUAGAUAGAUGAUCUAAGGCUGCAUCUUGUUUUAUUUUAUUUGUCUUUUUAAAUUUUUCAGUAUUUAUGGUCUGUUUGAUUAUUGCUACUAGUAUUGUAUUAGUAUUAUACAGUAAAAACAGUUCGCUCAAGUAAUAUGAGACUUCCGCCAUGACCAAUUGAAUUUUGUUUCUUUGUA
Molecule: messenger RNA, 2324 nt
Organism: Amaranthus tricolor (Joseph's coat)
Lineage: Eukaryota; Viridiplantae; Streptophyta; Magnoliopsida; Caryophyllales; Amaranthaceae
Product: piriformospora indica-insensitive protein 2-like
Exons: 2
Coding region: 490-1953 (487 amino acids)
Molecular function (GO): protein binding
Source: RefSeq, a predicted model, not a curated record